AUGACAAAGAAGAUACUGGAAUGGAGCAACAAGGAGGGGAACAAUGCGAUCAUCGGACAUGCAGACGAAUCUGAGAGUACAGCGCUCCACUUUGCUGCCUCAGCGGAAGGCAGGGAGUUAGAAGAAGCGAGCAGUUUCUUCACUCGAUUCCUCUUUCGGCGGCCCAUGCACAAUUCUACAUCGAUACGUCUGCUACUGGAUGCUGACCAGUGUUCAGCAUGCCGGCCAGACAAAAGGGGGCAGUACCCUAUACACAUUGCCGCGUCGAUGGGCAAACUUGGGGUUGUGGCUCUCAUUCUUGACAAGUGCCCAGAGUGCGCCGGUCUGCGUGACGCCCGCGGGCGAACGUUUCUCCAUGUCGCCAUCGACAUGAGGUGGGAAAAAAUAGUGGACUACGCCACCAAGAACGAUACGUUCGCCUCCAUCCUGAAUAUGCAGGACAACAGUGGUGACACGGCGCUGCACUUAGCUGUCCAGGUUGGGGUGCUAAGGAUAUUCCGUAAUCUGUUACGGAAUAGGCAUGUAUCCUUGAAUCUGGCAAACCACAAGGGCCAAACACCAGCUGACCUCUCAAGGAGCACUAUUCCAGCUGGGCUUUACUACAAGACGAAUGCUCGGAUGUGGAUACUUUGGUCCCUGGUAAAAGCAAAUGCUCUCAACGGCAAUGACAGGCGCGAUCACUUCCAGGAAAAGCACAUUCUUAAGCUAGACGAGAGCAAAGAGUCGAAGAAAAUGACGGAGGCGGCCCAGAUGACUGGUAUUGGCUCUGUACUAGUUGCAACCAUGGCAUUUGCUGCAGCUUUCACCAUUCCUGGAGGUUAUAUAGCCAGUGAGCAAAAAAAUGGUGGCACGCCGACACUCGCUGGUUCUUAUGCUUUUGACGCAUUCAUGUAUGCUGUCGCGGUAGCAUUCAUCUGCUCCAUGCUUGCCACGUUCAGUCUCAUGUACUCAGGUAUGGCCACGGUUGACUGGAAGAUCAGAAACAAUUACUUCAAUGACUCCUUAGGCUGGAUGUGGAAUUCCACCAGAAGCUUGCUGGCCGCCUUCGCGCUGGGGGUAUACCUCGUCCUGGCGCCCGUAGCUAGUACCACUGCCGUUGGUGUUUGUAUUCUCACUUCGGGUACGCUACUCUUCAGAAAUAGGGAAGUCGGACGAAUCCUUAUUUGCACAUAUACGUUGCACAAGAGACUCGGAAUCUUCAUAUGGGUGAGACUUGCUACCAGGAUCCUCCCAAUUAUACUUCAAUCAUACUUUGUCUACAUUGUUAUCUUCGUUUCCCCGGUAUGUUUUCAUGGGAUUCUCAAGCACUUCCCAAUCUUGGGUGCAUCGAAAUAGAUUGAACCUCUUGGGUGCAUCGAAAUAGAUUGAACAGGUCAUGGUCCUACAUAGAAACUGUUAAAUGUGUAACAGAGAUUAUUGUAACCUACGUCGAAGAGAAAGGACGAUGUUUUGAUAUUGCUGCUGCAUUUUGUUGAUGA
Molecule: messenger RNA, 1478 nt
Organism: Triticum aestivum (bread wheat)
Lineage: Eukaryota; Viridiplantae; Streptophyta; Magnoliopsida; Poales; Poaceae
Product: protein ACCELERATED CELL DEATH 6-like
Exons: 2
Coding region: 1-1335 (444 amino acids)
Cellular component (GO): plasma membrane
Molecular function (GO): protein binding
Source: RefSeq, a predicted model, not a curated record